This is a messenger RNA of Orussus abietinus, 3715 nucleotides long. RefSeq names its product laccase-4. Bases 870 to 3044 code for a protein of 724 amino acids. The record is from RefSeq and is a predicted model, not a curated record. NCBI's taxonomy places the organism in Eukaryota, Metazoa, Arthropoda, Insecta, Hymenoptera, Orussidae. The transcript has 12 exons. Gene Ontology annotation, molecular function: oxidoreductase activity; copper ion binding. Gene Ontology annotation, cellular component: plasma membrane. Gene Ontology annotation, biological process: iron ion transport.
AGCUGCUGCUAAGGAUCUCCACGAGUUCCGAGGGAAUUGCGAUCGUCCCGUGUUUGCGAAGAGCUUAAGCCAGAAAAAAAUGUUUCCAGACGAGCCGAUAACGAGAAUUAUCUCCGAGUAUACAAACGGAGCGUAUCGGUGAGGUUGCCUUGACUUUAACGACAAAGUUUGGUAGGGAAUCCAGAGGAGAGGUGGCUCGAAUUCGGGGAUGUCAAGACGAAGAAGAAAGCAUCGUAAUUGGCCAGACAGUCGUCCGAUGUACUAUCUUACGGCAACGCGUCGUUACAUCUCAUCUUUACACGGAAUUUUGAAUCCGGUGACCGUAAACAUCCCUGACGGACCUUGAUGAGCGACCAGAAGAAUUCGUCGAUGUGCCAACCGAAGAUCUUAUCGAUGCGUUAAGAAGGUACACCAAGUUACACAGGAUGUACGUCGAAGUAGGCAAGUGCCGAGACGCUUCCAGGAUCUGAUAGAGACUUCAAAUCACGAGUGCCCUGGGUUUAUUCCUGAACUAGUAUUUCUUUUCUCAAUGACGUUAAAAAUCGACAAUUUAUACACGCGAGGCGCAACGAGAAUACCAACGAGAGGGUGUCGAAACGUCCCGACGAGUCAAGGCCAUUGCGAUGCUGCUCUUCUCUACGAUAGCAUAACGCUCCUCUCAUAAUGCCGGCUAGCUCACCCAUUUACGAAAUUUCACAACGUGCCCACCGCAUAAUUCUCGACCGUGGACGAGACCGGAAUAUCGCGAAUCUUAUCAGCGGAUCAGUGACGAAAUGCUGAGAAAAGGGUCACGAGAAACGAAAAGUGACGACUCCUCUCGAUUUGGUCGACAUUCCAGAAAUUGAUAACCAGGACUCUUCAGGUCAACGAUGAUAGUCUCAAUAGUGGCCGUCCUGAUUAGCUCGGAAGUGCUAAUUAACAGUGGUUCAGCUGAGACUGUGAUAACAGCCGAUCAUGGCCUCAGCUGGAACGUGCAGACGGACGAGAAGUUUCCCGACGAGAUUGACUGGGAAAAUCAUCCCUGUAGACGAACAUGCCAGGAAAAUGCCCCGCCGAUGGAGUGUCAUUACGAAUUCAGGGUGGAGGCUUACUACACGAUGAGCAAAGCUUGUUACGACUGUCCGUUCAAUUACACGGAUUGCUUUCGACCUCACUGUGUCGCCGGAGACGGUGUCGAGAGACCUCUCAUCGUGGUCAAUCGACAAAUGCCGGGACCCUCGAUCGAAGUAUGCCAAGGCGACAGGUUGAUCAUUGACGUCACGAACAUGAUGCCCACCGAGAGCACGACGAUCCAUUGGCAUGGUCAGCAACAUCCGGGAACCCCAUACAUGGAUGGGGUUCCCUACGUGACGCAGUGCCCGAUUUUACCUGGUGCCACCUUCAGGUACCAUUACACCGCUGCUACUUCCGGUACUCACUUUUGGCACUCCCACUCAGGAUUCCACCGAGGCGAUGGGGUCUUCGGCGCUCUGAUUGUUCGAGUUCCUCCCUCUCGAGACCACCAUAAAGACCUCUAUGAUUACGACGAGCAUAAUUUAGUCAUCCUCGACUGGCUACACGAAUCCGGGGUAGAAAAGUUCCUGGCCCAUCAUCACGCUAAUGGGGACAACAAGUCUCCGAAUUUACUAGUCAAUGGUUUAGGGCGCUUCAAACCGAUCCAGUCUGAAAAUGGCACUCUUGUCGACAUGCCUGUCGCGGUAGUCUCAGUAAAACAGAAUUUCAGAUAUCGGCUGAGGAUUAUCAAUGCGGAGUUUUUGAAUUGCCCGAUCGAGGUGUCGAUUGACAAUCAUACGAUUUAUGUCGUCAGUUCUGAUGGGAACGACUUCGAGCCGAUUGAAGCUGAAUCCGUCGUCACCUAUGCAGGAGAGCGAUUCGACGUGAUAGUGGAGAUGAACCAAGAUGUUGGGAAUUAUUGGAUAAGGUUUCGUGGAUUAAUGGACUGCGACGAGAGGUUUCUCAGUGCGUAUCAAGUUGCUAUCCUGCGGUAUGAGGGAGCACCUGAGAUCGAUCCCAAGGAAACAGUGUCUUAUGAGCGUGUGCCUACAACUUCGGAUGCUUUGCAAGUGAACACGUUGAACCAAGGCAUGGAGACAGACACCGUCAUCAGUGUGCCGCUGUUGGAUUCUUUAGAUCCUGACGAUGAAUCGAAUACUCGCAAGCCUGAUUACCAGUUCUAUAUUUCCUACGACUUCUACGACAAGGACAAUCCGGAUUUCCAUCGUAAAAACCUUUAUGGUUUCCACCAAGUCAAAGACAAACGCCAGAGACUUUUCACGCCACAACUGAACCACAUCACGUUGAAGCUUCCACCAUACCCGUUACUCUCUCAGAGAGAUUCUAUUUCGACGGAACAGUUCUGCAAUGCCAGUACCGUAGAAGGAUGCGUAGAAGAUUUCUGUGCCUGUACACACGUACUACAGGUCAAACUCGGAAGCGUCGUCGAGCUUGUGCUGGUUGACAAAGGUUUCACUUUUGAUGCCAAUCAUCCCUUCCAUUUACAUGGUCACUCGUUUCGCGUCGUGUCCAUGGCAAGAGUCGGCAAAAACGUCACCGUUGAGGAAGUGAAAAACCUAGACAAGCGAGGUCUGAUCCACAGGAAACUGAAACGUGCUCCGAUUAAGGAUACCGUCACCGUCCCUGACGGUGGCUACACGAUUUUAAGGUUUCAUGCUAAUAAUCCUGGAUACUGGAUUUUCCACUGUCACAUCGAGUUCCAUGUCGAGCUGGGCAUGGCCUUGAUCUUUAAAAUUGGCGAACAUGAAGAAUUUCCACCAGUGCCACGAGAUUUCCCAAAAUGUGGGAAUUGGUUGCCAUCGGGCAGACCGGAAAUUACAGGAGAGCUUUGGAGUAAAUUUUUGACGUCGACGACAGAAGUUUUACCGCAUGAGAAUGAGGUCGAUGACACUCGGCCUACUAAAAUUUCAUUUAUGACAUGGAUUCCCCUGAUUUUUGGAGAAUUCAAAGCCUCCUCGUCCGCGAGUUGUCACGCCGUGGGAAUUCUGAUACUUGUAACUUGUCUGAUUAUAAGCCCUCUUACUUCUUAGUAGCAUUUCAUGUCGAGUACCGAACUGUACCUGUACACGGACGAAUACCUUACAGAGUAUUCAACAAGUGUUAACUUUAAUGUCAGCGUGAUAGUAAUGUAAGAAUAUCUUUCAUCGAAGUUCGCUAGGCAGGAUUUGAGAAUUUCACAUGAGGAGUCUUUGGAAUCCUAACCUAGGUAAUAGUAUUAAUAGAUCAUUGGGGUGUAUCGAUGCUGUGAUAUGUAAAAGUAGAUAUUAUAUUUCUAUGUAUAUAUGUACUGAUGUGGCACUUCAUUCCGAAUUGUCGCUUUUUGGAACGUAAUGACAUUUAGGGGCAAACGGUGCCAUACCUGACUCGUAUGUUGUACAUUGGAUGGCCAAAUAAUUCUGACUCGAAAGUAUUUUUUAUAUUCUAAGUACAUUUUGAUGAAUAUUUUAGGCACAAUCAAGUCAGAGUUAUCUUCCCAGUACUGUAGAUAAGGGUUGUGCGUGCAAUCAAUAUGUUGUGACAAACUAAAAUUAAUAUUUUUUGGAAACGACUGAAUUUUGUCUUUCGCUACCUUUUAAAUACUAAUAUGAGUCUACCGUUACUGCAGGUAUAACAAUAGGAAGAAAUUUAAAAAAUGUGAACCAAGGUGUCAAGAUGGAAACAAUGAAUUCUGAGAAAUGUAAUAAAAAAUGUUAUAUUUACA